Molecule: messenger RNA, 1891 nt
Organism: Cryphonectria parasitica EP155
Lineage: Eukaryota; Fungi; Ascomycota; Sordariomycetes; Diaporthales; Cryphonectriaceae
Exons: 2
Coding region: 1-1827 (608 amino acids)
Biological process (GO): mRNA splicing, via spliceosome
Cellular component (GO): catalytic step 2 spliceosome; precatalytic spliceosome; U2-type spliceosomal complex
Source: RefSeq, a predicted model, not a curated record
AUGGCGGCCCCAAAGAUGACCAAGAAUCAAAUGCGCCGCGCAAAGAAGAAGGAGCAGAAGAAGGCACAGGCAGAGGUAAGCGCGCACGGCGAGAUUCGGACCUCUGCGAUCGGAUCUGAGACCAACGGAGACGAGGCUCCAGCAGCAGCAGCCGACGCCGUGGAAGUCAAAAAGGACCCAGACGUCAAAGAGGAGGCAGCUUCAGACGCGCUCGUCAGCUUCAAAGUCGACGACGACGAUCCGGCGUUUGCAGAAUACAAGAACAUAUUUCAGAGGUUUGGCGCGGACCUGGAGGACGACGAGGUUCAGCGGGAGGCAAAUGCCGGCAACCAGGGCUUCACGUUCUUCGACCAGGACGAUGACAUACCGAGCGAGGACGAGGAGAAUGGGCAGCCCAAGAUGUCCAAAAAGAAGAGGAAGAAGCUGAACAAGCUUUCGAUCGCGGAACUCAAGGCCCUGGUGAGAAAUCCCGAGGUUGUUGAGUGGCAGGAUCCCUCAUCUACCGACCCGCGGCUGUUGGUCCAGAUCAAAGCACAGCGGAACGUGGUCCCCGUCCCCGGCCACUGGUCCCUGAAGAGAGAAUACCUGUCGUCCAAGCGAGGUAUCGAGAAGCCGCCGUUCAAGCUUCCCAAGUUUAUCACGGACACGGGCAUCACGGAGAUGCGGGAUGCCGUCCUGGAGAAGCAAGCCGAGCAGACAAUGAAGCAGAAGCAGAGGGAGCGGGUGCAAGGCAAGAUGGGGAAGCUCGACAUCGACUACCAGAAGCUCUACGACGCCUUCUUCCGCUUUCAGACGAAGCCCGACCUGACCCGCUUCGGAGAGCUCUAUCACGAGGGCAAGGAGUGGGAGGCAGACUACAGAUACUUCAAGCCCGGGGAGGUGAGCGACUCACUACGAGAGGCCCUAGGGAUGCAGCCUGGCUUCCCACCGCCAUGGCUAUUGCAACAGCAGCGCGUGGGUCCCCCACCAUCCUAUCCUCUGCUGAAAAUCCCUGGCCUUAACGCACCACUGCCGCCUGGUGCCUCUUGGGGAUUCGGGCCUGGGCAGUGGGGUAAGCCGCCGGUAGAUGAGUACAACCGGCCCAUCUACGGUGGUGACAUAUUCGGCGUCACGGCGGGCAAUCCGGCGGCCCAGACACAAUUACAAGCAGCACAACCCCAGGCAGAGCCUAUUGAUCGGGCGCUUUGGGGAGAGCUGAAGCCGCCAGAGGAGUCUGAGGAGGAAGAAUCUGACGAGGAGGAGGAGGAUGAGGAUGAGGAAGAGGAUGCUGAUGUUCCUGGUGGCCUGCAGACACCCGGAGGUUUGGAGACACCUGGUGGCCUCGUCAGCUCCGUGCCGACGGACUAUCACGGUCCUAGCGGUGUCGAGAGCAGUAUGGCAGGCGAGUUUGACCUCAGAAAGCAGCGCCGGGGCUAUGAGACCGAGGAGAGUGUGGCAGGGCCGCGUUCUGCUUACCAGGUCAUUCCCGAGAGGCAAUCCCGUGCAGAGGGCUUCUUUGGCAGUGACAGGGUGUACGACCUGUCCAAGAACAGGGGUGGCGUGCCUGUGCUUGGACAGGAAGACGACAGCCGCAAACGAAAGAAGCCGGGCGAUGUUGAUGUCGCCCUCGACCCUGAGGCCCUGGCGAGUCAUGACGGCAUCAGCAAGGACGAACUGCGCAAGAGGUUCGAGGAGGGUCGGAAGGAAGAGGGAAUCGGCAAGAAUUGGCAGUCGUAUGACGACGACCUUUCUGAGAUGAUAGCCCAAGAAAGUCGGAAGAGGAUCAAGCGGGAUGAGGAGAGACGGUCUGGGGGCGACAAGAAGAAGGAAGCCAAGUACAGAUUCUAGGUAACCCGCCGGCGCUUCAGUCAUAGGCUACGUUUCAAUGCACAAUAUAAAAUUGCUCUCGACC